AUGGAGGAAGCAUUGGGAAAGGGAGAAGGAUUUGUGGUUAAGAAGUUGGAACCUGUCAUGGUUCCUCCUGCAUCAAAAACAGAUGAUGGGUUCUACUUCUUGUCCAACUUGGAUUGUUACCAGAAUCUCAUUCUUACAACAAUUUACUGUUACAAAUCAGAUCCUAAAAGGAGUAACAGUAAUGCUUGUGAAGUGAUCAAGCCAGCUUUGGCUGAGGUUUUGGUUCAUUACUAUCCGUUUGCUGGGAGAAUUGCAGAGAACGAUUCUGAUGGGAAACUAAAAAUCGAUUGUACCGGAGAAGGUGUUCCAUUUGUGGAAGCAGUUGCAGAUUGCGAGCUUGAAGUUUUAGGCGACACCGCAAAAUCAUCAAAUUUUGAGAUGUUGGGGAAGCUUGUUCAUACCUAUCCAAGAUCCAAAAACAUCUUAGAAAUACCAUUACUGACAGCUCAGGUUACAAAGUUCAAGUGUGGAGGAUUUGUUCUUGGAUUAGCAAUAAACCAUUGCAUGGCAGAUGGGAUAUGUGCAAUAGAAUUUGUAAAUUCUUGGGCUGAAAUCACUAGAGGCUCUCCGAUUUCUGUCUUUCCCUUCCUUGACAGAACUAUAAUCAAUUCAAGGCAACCACUUAAGAUUGAAUUUCCUCAUAAUGAGUUCUAUGAGAUAAAAGAUGUUCCAAAGAACAUCCUUCCAUCCACAUCCAAAGAUGAUGAACUUAUACGCAAAUCCUUCUGCUUCAAAGAAAAGAUGUUGACCCAUUUGAGAACCUUAGCAAUGGAAGAUGGAGAAGUUGAGAAAUGUUCAAAUUUCACAGUGGUUGCAGCACAUACAUGGCGAGUCAUGACUGAGUCACUUAAUAUGGAAGCUGAUCAACAAACAAAGCUUGUUUUCGCAGUCGAUCUCCGGUCCAAAUUCGAUCCGCCAUUACCGAAAGGGUACUUCGGCAAUGCCAUAUUUCAUCCAUGUUGUCUUUGCAAUGCAGGAGAAUUAACAAGUAAACCAUUGUGGUUCGCAGUUAAAUUGGUGCAAGAUGCAAUUAAAUCGGUGACUGAGGAAUAUGCAAGAUCUGCCAUUGACAAUUAUGAAGUGAAAAGAGUGAAUCCUUUAGCAACAUAUACUCUCUUUAUAUCUUCAUGGACUAGAUUGGGUUUUCAUGAUAUUGACUUUGGAUGGGGGAAACCAACACAGACAACCCUUGCAAAUCCAGGGCCUAAUUUGUGUUUUGUCCUCCCUCAAAAUGAAGAAAAUAAGGAUCUAAAUAUAUUAAUGGUCAUGACAGCAUCUCUUAUGAAUUCCUUUUCGGAGCUCAUCUAAAUC
This is a messenger RNA of Telopea speciosissima, 1311 nucleotides long. Its product is annotated as omega-hydroxypalmitate O-feruloyl transferase-like. The transcript has 2 exons. NCBI's taxonomy places the organism in Eukaryota, Viridiplantae, Streptophyta, Magnoliopsida, Proteales, Proteaceae. The record is from RefSeq and is a predicted model, not a curated record. Gene Ontology annotation, molecular function: acyltransferase activity, transferring groups other than amino-acyl groups. Bases 1 to 1308 code for a protein of 435 amino acids.